Molecule: messenger RNA, 684 nt
Organism: Suhomyces tanzawaensis NRRL Y-17324
Lineage: Eukaryota; Fungi; Ascomycota; Pichiomycetes; Serinales; Debaryomycetaceae
Exons: 1
Coding region: 1-684 (227 amino acids)
Source: RefSeq, a predicted model, not a curated record
AUGUUAACAAACACCCUCAGAACCUCCGCCUCGUCUGUCUCCAGAAGGGCGUUCCACGUCUCCCGUUUGGUGACUGCUAAAGGCGACACUUCCACCAUCGACUCCUACAAGUUGCCCUCCCAGACCUCCAUCCACGAGUGGGAGUUCAAGUAUGACUUCAUCCCCAAAACCACCGAGCCAAAAGUGCCACCAGUGACCAAAGAGGCUGUGAAACAGGACAUUGCUCACGAAAAGGCCAAACAAGUGGCUCACGAGAUGUUCGCCAAGGAGAGCAACUCCUCCGUCAAGGUAGAGGCCAACGACGCCCACGUCGUGCAUGGAGGUGAGUCUGUGACUUCGGAGCCCGAGUUUCUCCACGACAGAGGCAGUAUUCCAGUGGACCUGUCCAGACCAGGAGCCACCCAGCCCAAGAAGCCUGCCAACAGAGACCAGUACGUGCAGUCGUCCAUCAACCCCAACAUCAACAACAGUGACGUGGUCAACUUGGGUGACCGUACGGUGGACCACAAGCAGACCACUGUGGACAAACAGACUCCUGUGGUCGACGACUUGGACCACGACAACUUGCACCACCAGGAAACCCACGAGCAGCCCAAGAGCGGACCUGGCUUGGGUGUACCUUUGCUAGUUUUGGGUCUCGGUGGUGCUGGGUACUACUACUACUCCAAGGAAGAGAAGAAAUAG